ACUCAGCACCUGCCCCUCGGGCCCUUCCUGGUCUUAUUCUAGCGCCGCCAGCAGGCUCUGAGGUGGGAGGAGAGAGCCGAGAGGCUGCAGUGCCUUCAGCUGCAGUAGAGCCGCCCAGAGGAGGGAGAGAGAACCAGCUGCGAGGGCCCUUUAAAUGGCCAGGCCCCACCCCCGAGAGCCUGCCCUGCCGGGAAGUGAUCCCUAAGGCCUAAGGCCGGGCCUGGGAGUUUCCCCAUCUGAGGGGUCUGGGCCAGGCGGCACAAUUCCGGGUAUACUUCAUACCGGUCCCAAAGCCCCAAACCAGUAGUGAGACCUUGUGUCCCUCAAGGCUCUCCUAGCCCCAUCCUGCCUUCUUAGGGCCUUGCUUCCACCGAGGCAGGAGUCACCAUGGCAACUGAAGAGUCCAUCAUUCGCAUCCCCCCAUACCACUACAUCCAUGUGCUGGACCAGAACAGCAACGUGUCCCGCGUGGAGGUCGGGCCAAAGACUUACAUCCGGCAGGACAAUGAGAGGGUCCUGUUUGCUCCAGUGCGCAUGGUGACAAUCCCCCCACGCCACUACUGCACAGUGGCCAACCCAGUGGCCCGGGAUCCCCAGGGCUUGGUGCUAUUCGACGUCACAGGGCAAGUACGGCUCCGCCAUGCUGACCUAGAGAUCCGGCUGGCCCAGGACCCCUUCCCCCUGUACCCAGGGGAGGUGCUGGAAAAGGACAUCACCCCACUGACGGUGGUUAUGCCCAACACUGCCCUCCAUCUUAAGGCGUUGCUGGAUUUUGAGGAUAAGAAUGGAGAGAAGGUGGUGGCAGGGGAUGAGUGGCUAUUUGAAGGACCUGGCACAUAUAUCCCCCGGAAGGAGGUGGAGGUCUUAGAGAUCAUCCAGGCCACAGUCAUCAGGCAGAACCAGGCCCUGCGGCUGAGGGCCCGCAAGGAAUGCUGGGACCGGGACGGCAAGGAAAGGGUGACAGGAGAAGAAUGGCUGGUGCGCUCCGUGGGGGCGUAUCUCCCGGGAGUGUUUGAGGAGGUUCUGGACUUGGUGGACGCCGUGAUCCUCACAGAAAAGACGGCCCUUCACCUGCGGGCUCUGCAGAACUUCCGAGACUUUAGAGGGGUGACCCGCCGCACCGGGGAGGAGUGGCUGGUGACCGUGCAGGACACAGAGGCCCAUGUGCCAGAUGUCUAUGAGGAGAUGCUGGGGGUCGUGCCCAUCACCACCUUGGGCCCCCACAACUACUGUGUGAUUCUUGACCCAGUCGGACCGGACGGCAAGAACCAGCUGGGGCAGAAGCGUGUGGUCAAGGGCGAGAAGUCUUUUUUCCUCCAGCCUGGAGAGAGACUGGAGCGGGGCAUCCAGGAUGUGUAUGUGCUGUCAGAGCAGCAGGGGCUACUUCUGAGGGCCCUGCAGCCCCUGGAGGAGGGAGAAGAGGAGGAUAAGGUCUCCCACCAGGCUGGGGACCACUGGCUCAUCCGCGGACCCCUGGAGUACGUGCCCUCUGCCAAGGUACAGGUGGUGGAAGAGCGUCAGGCCAUCCCCCUGGACGAGAACGAGGGCAUCUACGUGCAGGACGUCAAGACCGGAAGGGUACGAGCUGUGAUUGGAAGCACCUAUAUGCUGACCCAGGAUGAAGUCCUGUGGGAGAAAGAGCUGCCUCCUGGGGUGGAGGAGCUCCUGAGCAAGGGGCAGGAUCCGCUGGCGGACAGGGGUAUGAAGGAGACGCCCAAGACCCCUCAGCCCUCUCCUCCCCGGAACAAGACCCGCGUGGUUAGCUACCGGGUCCCUCACAACGCGGCCGUGCAGGUGUAUGACUACAGAGAGAAGAGAGCUCGGGUGGUCUUUGGGCCCGAGCUGGUGUCGCUGGGUCCUGAGGAGCAGUUCACCGUGUUGUCCCUCUCCGCCGGGAGGCCCAAGCGUCCCCACGCCCGCCGUGCGCUCUGCCUGCUGCUCGGGCCUGACUUCUUCACCGAUGUCAUCACCAUCGAAACAGCAGACCAUGCCAGGCUGCAGCUGCAGCUGGCCUACAACUGGCACUUUGAGCUGAAUGACCGGAAGGACCCACAUGAGACAGCCAAGCUCUUCUCAGUGCCCGACUUCGUGGGCGAUGCCUGCAAGGCCAUCGCGUCCCGGGUGCGGGGGGCCGUGGCCUCCGUCACCUUCGAUGACUUCCAUAAGAAUUCUGCCCGCAUCAUUCGCGCUGCUGUCUUUGGCUUCGAGACCUUAGAAGCCAAGGGGCUCGACGGCAGGGCCCUGCCCCAGCCCCGGGACCGGGCCGUGUUCCCCCAAAACGGACUGGUGGUCAGCAGCGUGGAUGUGCAGUCGGUGGAGCCCGUGGACCAGAGGACCCGGGAUGCCCUCCAGCGCAGCGUCCAGCUGGCCAUUGAGAUCACCACCAACUCCCAGGAGGCAGCUGCGAAGCACGAGGCUCAGAGACUUGAGCAAGAAGCCCGCGGCCGGCUGGAUAGGCAGAAGAUCUUGGACCAAUCUGAAGCGGAGAAGGCUCGCAGGCAGCUCUUGGAGCUGGAGGCUCUGAGCACUGCCGUGGAGAGCACUGGGACCGCCAAGGCCGAGGCCGAGUCCCGCGCCGAGGCCCUGCGCAUCGAGGGAGAAGGCUCCGUGCUGCAGGCCAAGCUGAAAUCAGAUAAGUGUGUGUCCCUCUUGCUCCUCCAGGUGAAACUGCUCCAGAGCCUGGGUCUGAAGUCAACCCUCAUCACCGACGGCUCCACGCCCAUCAACCUCUUCAGCACAGCCUUGGGGCUCCUGGGGCUGGGCUCGGAGUCCCAGCUCUCACCCAAAAAGGCAGCCCACGUGCCCAAACCCCAAGAGGGCUUGCAUUUCCCGUCCCCUGCUGACCUUGAAACUCUUGGAGGCAACCAUGUUGUCCCGUAGCUCUGUACUGUACUGACAAAUAAAAUGUUCCUGGGCAUUUAAA
This is a messenger RNA of Suricata suricatta (meerkat), 2923 nucleotides long. RefSeq names its product major vault protein (gene MVP). The record is from RefSeq and is a predicted model, not a curated record. The coding region runs from base 388 to 2880 and encodes 830 amino acids. Gene Ontology annotation, cellular component: nucleus; cytoplasm. The transcript is spliced from 14 exons. NCBI's taxonomy places the organism in Eukaryota, Metazoa, Chordata, Mammalia, Carnivora, Herpestidae.